Molecule: messenger RNA, 5614 nt
Organism: Saimiri boliviensis boliviensis (Bolivian squirrel monkey)
Lineage: Eukaryota; Metazoa; Chordata; Mammalia; Primates; Cebidae
Gene: CNTN1
Product: contactin 1
Biological process (GO): brain development; axon guidance; cell-cell adhesion
Cellular component (GO): plasma membrane; axon
Molecular function (GO): cell-cell adhesion mediator activity
Source: RefSeq, a predicted model, not a curated record
UUCUGCUGUCAAGUAGCCAGGGUGGGCUCCGCCGAGGCGAGGAGGGGCGCCGGUGGGGAGAUGCGCUCCCAGGUGUUUGCAGUGGAAGUGGGAAACCUGUAGGGUAUGGUCCAGCUGUGUCGCACCGAGGCGAGCAGGAGCAGGGAACAGGUGUUUAAUAUUAUCCAACUGCCAUAAAGCUAAAUUAUUUUUUGGAAAAUAGAACUGAACUACUGAAUACAAGAUGAAAAUGUGGUUGCUGGUCAAUCAUCUUGUAAUAAUAUCUAUUACUACCUGUCUAGCAGAGUUUACAUGGUACAGAAGAUAUGGUCAUGGAGUUUCUGAGGAAGACAAAGGAUUUGGACCAAUUUUUGAAGAGCAGCCAAUCAAUACCAUUUAUCCAGAGGAAUCACUGGAAGGAAAAGUCUCACUCAACUGUCGGGCACGAGCCAGCCCAUUCCCGGUUUACAAGUGGAGAAUGAAUAAUGGGGACGUUGAUCUGACCAGUGAUCGAUACAGUAUGGUAGGAGGAAACCUUGUUAUCAACAACCCUGACAAACAGAAAGAUGCUGGAAUCUACUACUGUUUAGCAUCCAAUAGCUACGGGAUGGUCAGAAGCACUGAAGCAACCCUGAGUUUUGGAUAUCUUGAUCCUUUCCCACCUGAGGAACGUCCCGAGGUCAGAGUAAAAGAAGGGAAAGGAAUGGUGCUGCUCUGUGACCCUCCAUACCAUUUUCCAGAUGACCUUAGCUACCGCUGGCUUCUAAAUGAAUUUCCUGUAUUUAUCACAAUGGAUAAACGACGAUUUGUGUCUCAGACAAAUGGCAAUCUCUACAUUGCAAAUGUUGAGGCUUCCGACAAAGGCAAUUAUUCCUGCUUUGUUUCCAGUCCUUCUAUUACAAAGAGCGUGUUCAGCAAAUUCAUCCCACUCAUUCCAAUACCUGAACGAACAACAAAACCAUAUCCUGCUGAUAUUGUAGUUCAGUUCAAGGAUAUAUAUGCAUUGAUGGGCCAGAAUGUGACCUUAGAAUGUUUUGCACUUGGAAAUCCUGUUCCAGAUAUCCGAUGGCGGAAGGUUCUAGAACCAAUGCCAAGCACUGCUGAGAUUAGUACCUCUGGGGCUGUUCUUAAGAUCUUCAAUAUUCAGCUGGAAGAUGAAGGCAUCUAUGAAUGUGAGGCUGAGAACAUUAGAGGAAAGGAUAAACAUCAAGCAAGAAUUUAUGUUCAAGCAUUCCCUGAGUGGGUAGAACAUAUCAAUGACACAGAGGUGGACAUAGGCAGUGAUCUUUACUGGCCUUGUGUGGCCACGGGGAAGCCCAUCCCUACCAUCCGAUGGUUGAAAAAUGGAUAUGCGUAUCAUAAAGGGGAAUUGAGACUGUAUGACGUGACUUUUGAAAAUGCUGGAAUGUAUCAGUGCAUAGCUGAAAACACACAUGGAGCCAUUUACGCAAAUGCUGAGUUGAAGAUCUUGGCAUUGGCUCCAACUUUUGAAAUGAAUCCUAUGAAGAAAAAGAUCCUGGCUGCUAAAGGUGGAAGGGUGAUAAUUGAAUGCAAACCGAAAGCCGCACCUAAACCAAAGUUUUCAUGGAGUAAAGGGACAGAGUGGCUUGUCAAUAGCAGCAGAAUACUCAUUUGGGAAGAUGGUAGCUUAGAAAUCAAUAACAUUACAAGGAAUGAUGGAGGUAUCUACACAUGCUUUGCAGAAAAUAACAGAGGAAAAGCUAAUAGCACUGGAACCCUUGUUAUCACAGAUCCCACGCGAAUUAUAUUGGCCCCAAUUAAUGCCGACAUCACAGUUGGAGAAAAUGCCACCAUGCAGUGUGCUGCGUCCUUUGAUCCUGCCUUGGAUCUCACAUUUGUUUGGUCCUUCAACGGCUAUGUGAUCGAUUUUAACAAAGAGAAUAUUCAUUACCAGAGGAAUUUUAUGCUGGAUUCCAAUGGGGAACUGCUCAUUCGAAAUGCACAGCUGAGACACGCUGGAAGAUAUACAUGCACUGCCCAGACAAUUGUGGACAAUUCUUCAGCUUCAGCUGACCUUGUCGUGAGAGGCCCUCCAGGCCCUCCAGGUGGUCUGAGAAUAGAAGACAUUAGAGCCACUUCCGUAGCACUGACUUGGAGCCGGGGUUCAGACAAUCAUAGUCCUAUCUCUAAAUACACUAUUCAGACCAAGACUAUUCUUUCAGAUGACUGGAAAGAUGCAAAGACAGAUCCCCCAAUUAUUGAAGGAAAUAUGGAGGCAGCAAGAGCAGUGGACUUAAUCCCAUGGAUGGAGUAUGAAUUCCGCGUGGUGGCAACCAAUACAUUGGGUAGAGGAGAGCCCAGUAUACCAUCUAACAAAAUUAAAACAGAUGGUGCUGCACCAAAUGUGGCUCCUUCAGAUGUAGGAGGUGGAGGUGGAAGAAACAGAGAGCUGACCAUAACAUGGGCACCUUUGUCAAGAGAAUACCACUAUGGCAACAAUUUUGGUUACAUAGUGGCAUUUAAGCCGUUUGAUGGAGAAGAAUGGAAAAAAGUCACAGUUACUAAUCCUGACACUGGCCGAUACGUCCAUAAAGAUGAAACCAUGAGCCCUUCUACUGCAUUUCAAGUCAAAGUGAAGGCCUUCAACAACAAAGGAGAUGGACCGUACAGCCUAGUAGCAGUCAUUAAUUCAGCACAAGAUGCUCCCAGUGAAGCCCCAACAGAAGUAGGUGUAAAAGUCUUAUCAUCUUCUGAGAUAUCUGUUCACUGGGAACAUGUUUUAGAAAAAAUAGUGGAAAGCUAUCAGAUUCGGUACUGGGCUGCCCAUGACAGAGAAGAAGCUGCAAACAGAGUUCAAGUCACCAGCCAAGAGUACUCGGCCAGGCUGGAGAACCUUCUGCCAGACACCCAGUAUUUUAUAGAAGUUGGGGCCUGCAAUAGUGCAGGGUGUGGACCUCCAAGUGACAGGAUUGAGGCUUUCACCAAGAAAGCACCUCCUAGCCAGCCUCCAAGGAUCAUCAGUUCAGUAAGGUCUGGUUCACGCUAUAUAAUCACCUGGGAUCAUGUCGUUGCACUAUCAAAUGAAUCUACAGUGACAGGAUACAAGGUACUCUACAGACCUGAUGGCCAGCAUGAUGGCAAGCUGUAUUCAACUCAUAAACACUCCAUAGAAGUCCCAAUACCCAGAGACGGAGAAUAUGUUGUGGAGGUUCGCGCACACAGCGAUGGAGGAGAUGGAGUGGUGUCUCAAGUCAAAAUUUCAGGUGCACUCACCCUGUCUCCAAGUCUUCUCGGCUUACUGCUGCCUGCCCUUGGCAUCCUUGUCUACUUGGAAUUCUGAAUGUGUUGUGACAGCUGCUGUUCCCAUCCCAGCUCAGAAGACACCCUUCAUCCCUGGGAUGACCACAAUUCCAAUUUCUGUGGCUCCAUCCUAAGCCAAAAAAAUUAUACUUUAACAAACUAUUCAACUGAUUUACAACACACAUGAUGACUGAGGCAUUCAGGAACCCCUUCAUCCAAAAGAAUAAACUUUUAAAUGGAUAUAAAUGAUUUUUAACUCGUUCCAAUAUGCCUUAUAAACCACUUAACCUGAUUCUGUGACAAUUGCAUGAUUUAACCCAAUGGGACAAGUUACAGUGUUCAAUUCAAUACUAUAGGCUGUAGAGUGAAAGUCAAAUCACCAUAUACAGGUGCUUUAAAUUUAAUAACAAGUUGUGAAAUAUAAUAGAGAUUGAAAUGUUGGUUGUAUGUGGUAAAUGUAAGAGUAAUACAGUCUCUUGUACUUUCCUCGCUAUUUUGGGUACUGCAUAUUAUUGAAUGGCCCCUAUCAUUCAUGACAUCUUGAGUUUUCUUGAAAAGCCAAUAGAGUGUAACAAAUGCUGUCAUAAAUCCCAUGAUCAAAUCAUGAGUUGAAAGAUUUUGAUUACUGAAAACCAAAUUCUAGAACUUACUAUCAGUAUUCUUAUUUUCAAAGUAAGUAAUUUUCUAAAUAUUUGAUUUUCAGAAUCAGUUUUUUAAUAGUAAACAUACCAUAUAAAGAUUUUUUUUACUUUUAUAUUCUACUCUGAAGUUAUUUUAUGCUUUUCUUAUCAAUUUCAAAUCUCAAAAAUCACAGCUCUUAUAUAGAGUAUCAUGAUAUUGCUAUAUUUGUUCAUAUGUGGAAUGAUAAAUUUAGAAAAGUAGAGUGCUUCCUUUUUUAUUGAGCGGUGACAGUCAUUACACAGUUAGGAACAAGUGACAGUUAAGUGAAUAUCGCAAUUACUAGUACUUUGGUUUUUCUGCUUUAUUCCUAAGUAUAACUUUUUUACUACAAAUGUCAGAUCAAAAAGUCACCUAUAGGCUGAAAAAGCUCCAGUAUUCUUUUUUAAAAUUAGUUGUAAGCUCAUUUCCCACUUCAAUGCAAUACUGAAAACUGGCUAAAAAUACCAAAUCAAUAUAUUGCUAAUAGUACUUUGAAGAGUAUGCAAAACUGGAAGGCCAGGAGGAGACAAAUAAUAUGUCUUUCCGAUUGUGUCUCCCAAGUGUUGGUGCUUUGGGUUUUUAUAAGUUAUGAAAAGGAAGAUGCACAUUUCUUCAUUCUCCAUGGUGUGCACGGAAAUAUGUUUGAGUAUGGAUGUGAAAGAAAUCGAGUAAUAAAGAAUUAGCUGGCUCAUGAAAUAGUGCAAUGUUGGAUGCUUCAAGAGGUAUAAUCCUAUUUUAUUAGCACAAACUUGCUAGCUAAUUAGAGUUUAUCUUUUUAGAAAGGAUACCGUAUAGGUUCGUAAAAAAUAUUUACAGGAAGCAAAAUAGAUCUAUUACUACUUUACCCCUUUUUCUUUAAUUUGUAUAAUUUUUGUACUAUAUAUCUAUGUGUAAAUGUUUAGAGCCUUCAUUAUGAAAAUAUCAAUAAAUAUUUCAUUAGUUUACAUUUAACUCUUUGUUAUAAAAUGAAACUUUUAAAAAUAAGUGAAAUGGAUGAUUUCCCAGUGGAAGUAUGUCAACAGUCUUAAGAUCAUUGCCAGAUUUCAUAAUAUUUAAGUAUUUGAAAAAGAAACAAAAUGUCUUCAUACUUUAAGGAAACGAAUACUCUGUAUACCUUCUGUACAAAUGUUUGUGUUUUCAUUGUUACACUUUGGGGUUUUACUUUUGCAAUGUGACCUAUGUUGGGCAUUUUUAUAUAAUCAACAACUAAAUCUUUUGCCAAAUGCAUGCUUGCCUUUUAUUUUCUAAUAUAUGAUAAUAAGGAACAAAACUGGUUAGAUUUUGCAUGAAGUGGAUCUGAAAGGUAAGAGGAAAACAGACUUUGGAGGUUGUUUAGUUUUGAAUUUCUGACAGAGAUAAAGUAGUUUAAAAUCUCUGGUACACUGAUAACUCAAGCUUUUCAUUUUCUCAUACAGCUGUACAGAUUUAACUGGGACCAUCAGUUUUAAACUGUUGUCAAGCUAACUAAUAAUAAUCUGCUUUAAGAUGCAAGACUCUGAAUUAAACUUUAUAUAGGUAUAGAUACAUCUGUUGUUUCUUUGUAUUUCAGGAAAGGUAAUAGUAGUUUUAUUUGAUACUGAUAAAUAUUGAAUUGAUUUUUUUAGUUAUUUUUUAUCAUUUUUUCAAUGGAGUAGUAUAGGACUGUGCUUUGUCCUUUUUAUGAAUGAAAAAAAAUUAGUAUAAAGUAAUAAAUGUCUUACUGUUACCUAAGAAA